AUGGCCAGCAAGCUGAAGAAGUUUGGAAAGUCGCUGCUACGACGCCGGGCCUUGGAUGUUUCUGGUGAAGAGACCCAGUUUGCUCGCUGCCUGUCCACCCUGGACUUAAUUGCCCUGGGGGUAGGUUCCACACUCGGAGCGGGUGUUUACGUCCUGGCCGGUGAGGUCGCCCGAGAAAAGGCGGGGCCUGCCAUUGUCCUCUGCUUCCUCAUCGCCGCUCUGUCCUCCAUGUUGGCCGGGCUGUGCUACGCAGAAUUCGGAGCCCGAGUUCCCAAAACAGGCUCGGCGUACAUGUACAGCUAUGUGACAGUUGGUGAAAUAUGGGCCUUCAUUACAGGGUGGAACCUCAUCCUCUCGUAUGUGAUAGGUACGGCCAGUGUAGCCAGGGCGUGGAGCUCCACCUUUGAUAAUCUGGUUGAACAAAAGAUCUCGGGGUUUUUCAAAGCCUCCAUGGCAAUGAAGGUUCCGGGUAAAGUCCUGGCUGAGUACCCUGAUCUGUUUGCCCUCAUCCUGGUCCUUCUGCUAACAGGGCUUCUUGCUUUUGGUGUGAAUGAGUCAGCGUUGGUGAACAAGAUUUUCACAGGCAUCAACCUGGUGGUCCUGGGCUUCGUUAUAAUAUCGGGCUUUGUGAAAGGUGACCCGGCGAAUUGGAGUUUGACAGAAAAGGAUUUUAUCACAUACGUUAACAACAGCAGCAGCAACAGCAGCAGGCCGUACUCAGUCGAGAAGAACUUUGGUACCGGUGGUUUCACUCCCUUCGGUCUGACUGGCGUCUUGUCUGGUGCUGCCACCUGCUUCUAUGCAUUUGUGGGCUUUGACUGUAUAGCAACAACAAGUGAAGAAGCAAAAAACCCAAUGCGAUCCAUUCCCAUUGGCAUCGUGGCGUCACUGCUGAUCUGCUUUUUCGCCUACUUUGGCGUAUCCGCUGCUCUGACUAUGAUGAUGCCCUACUACAUGCUGGACACCCAGAGUCCUCUGCCGGAGGCCUUCAGCUACGUGGGCUGGGCUCCUGCCAGAUACAUCGUGGCCGUAGGUUCUCUCUGUGCUCUGUCCACCAGUCUGCUGGGCUCCAUGUUUCCAAUGCCUCGAGUCAUCUACGCCAUGGCAGAAGACGGCCUGCUCUUUCGAUCGCUCUCCAAGAUGAACACUCGCACAAAAACACCACUUCUGGCGACGGUGGCUUCUGGAAUAGUUGCAGCUUUCAUGGCCUUCCUGUUCGACCUGGCAGCUCUGGUCGACCUCAUGUCCAUUGGAACUCUGUUGGCCUACUCUCUAGUGGCCAUCUGUGUCCUCAUCCUCAGGUACCAGCCAGACAUGACCACACAGAACUCCUCCAGCCAGAUGGAGAAACUGGUGGAGCUGGUGGGAGGUGAGAAAGUGGCCGUUACUGGAGGAGACAGCGGCGAUGAGUACGGCGUUGAGAUUGAGGACGCGCCUCUCCAGGAGUCCUUCACUGCCAAGCUGCUCUUCUUCCCGAGAAGGAAUAUCCCAACGGAGAAGUCCGGGUUAAUAGUCUACGGCACCACCGCCAUCAUCUCCGUUUUCAUCACCAUCCUCUGCGUUGUCCUGGCCAACUACCUGCCCCAGCUGCUGGAAGGACACGCAGGAGUUAUGGUGCCGUGUAUCCUCCUGGCUGUGCUGUGUGUCGUCUGCGUGGUUAUCAUCUGGAGGCAGCCCGAGAGCAAGGAGGCUCUUACCUUCAAGGUUCCUCUUCUUCCCUGGUUGCCUCUGUUCAGUGUUUUUGUCAACCUCUACCUCAUGAUGCAGCUGGACAUUGGCACGUGGUGUCGGUUUGCAGUUUGGAUGGCAAUUGGUUUCGCCAUCUACUUCGGCUACGGCAUCAGGAACAGUAGCGAGGGUUCCAACAGGUCGUCACCGCGUAAAUAUGAGCCAGCGCUGCAGAGGAAGAGUCCAAUUUAUGUCGGCGCUGCUGAUGACAGCGAUGCAGAGUCAGGCAGCAGGCCUUGAUAGAGACUGACCCAGACCUGGGACGUGUUGCUGAGCAGCUACACUCCUGCUGCGGUGUAGUCUGUCUGGAACACAGCCUGGGUCUAGAGGGAGGAGAGGGGAGAAGAAAAAAAAACAGAAACAAAACUGACACAUCUUACCUCUGACUUUUGGAGGCUGAGUAACUUGAUGUUGACGACACUGUGACGGAGCCGCUGUCCGGCCCUGGUGUCUGAUUCUAAUCCUAUAUUUUCUGUAGUUGGCCUUGGCCGUCUCAACGCAUUAACAUGUCUCUAACGCACACACACACACGCGCACACAGGCUUCGUAAUGAACCCCAUUAACAGAAUACCGAGAUACACAUCAUUGUCACCACUUUCCUCUUCUCCAUUAUUGUGGAGCUGGCGAGGAGCUGCGGCCUGGCCGUCAGAUUAAACUGAGCACUACCGACUCAAACAAUGUUACAUUUGAUAUCAGCGACGUCUCUCUCGGUUUGAUGAGCUGGACCUCCGACCUGUACAGGUCCUGCUACUGCAUCACAUAGUGUAAAUACCUAAACAAGGGGUGUGGCCAGUGAAAUCUGUUUAUGCAUAGAAAGGGAGAAAAUGCUAUGCUAAUCACACUAGUAGGCAAACGGUGUGAUUCCUCAUAAUCGGAGGUCUGUCUAAAGACCAGUGGGCGGAACCAGGGCUCCACUCUCCAAAGCUGAGGACACGCUGCGAGACGAGAGAUUUUCAUUCCUGUUUCUUAACUGGUUAAAGUCUGCACAACAAAUCUGAUUGUUUACCGACCCAACUGGUACGGUUGCUUAAACUGUCGCUCUCCUGUCGGAGUAGCGUUCAGUUGGCUGUAGUUGUUCUGACAAAUGAGCCAAUCAGAUGCAGUUGUCAUAUGUUUGCUCCCCAGUCUUCAAGGGAUUUACAGAAAUCUGUUGAAAUCAGUUUGUGUUUACUUCAGGUCUUUUCAAAAUCUCCAAAGACUGAAAGCUGUGUAGUGUGUCCUCAGCUUAAGGAACCCACCCUAAAAAAAAGUGUCAAUUUGAACAUCUAUCCUUAACUUUUCAGAUGUUAGCACACGUCCUUGAGCUAGCUGCUUAGACUUCGUUAACAGUAGUAGGAUUAAUGACAUGCAUCAUUUACUGCAAAUCAUUGGCAUUAAAACAACAGUCAAGGACUUAGCUUUGUGUAAGGCAAAUGGCAGCGUUCACCUUUUUCCUAGGACAGUGAAUGCACCACUGCAGAACUUAACAGUUCUAUAAAAACUUUGGCUCAGUUUUAUCACAUAAGAAAAAAAAAAGCUGGUGUCUGUGUAGUGGCUGUACCUGCUGCUGGUUUCCAUCCUGACAUGGUCACAUGGUCCAUAUGUACUUGUGGCGGUUCACGGUCCUGCAGAUAAUAGAUCAGGUUAAUGAAAAUUCUAAAUUUCUUGCUCUGUCCAGUAACGUGUUCCUUUAACCUCUAACACAUUGAGAUCACGGUCUUGACUUCUUCUACAGACGUCGGUCUAAACCCUCAUCCUGUUACCACUCUGUUUACGUGCUUCACAUGUUUUCAGAUACGACGAGUAGAUUUUACUGUCAGGAAGAAAAAAAUGGAUCUGAGUCAAAGACAAAAUGAAGGACUUGACUCAGCCGUGGUUCGGUUGUGUACGCCGUGGCCUGUUACUCAACAAAGUUCUUUUUAUUAUCACUACUAACUCCUUUGUGAAAGAAAGUUUGUUUUUUUUACCACAAAGGUCCUGUUUUUAGUUUCAAUGGAAACUUGUACUUGGCAGCUUCGUCUGUCGAGCUCCAAUCUUAUACAAUUGUUGCUUUUUAUGUUAAUAGAGUUGUUUGGCCUCCGUUCUGCUAUUUCUAUCAAUAGAGAUGAUUUUUAGAUGUUUAGAUGUAUUUUUAAUCAGUGCUUACAGCUUUAAGAGGCAUUCGUUCUUUUUUUUAUCCUUUACUUUUUUUCUCCCUAUUAUGUUAAAAAUAUAGAUAUUUUAAAAUAUUUUCUCCCUAAACAAAUGAUCUUUUAUUGAGUUUUUUCAAAACAAAUGACCAAAAACAGUUGGUCUCUAAAUUAUUUUUGUAAAAGUAUUUUAUUAUUUGUUGUCCUUCUCUCCUCUGGAGGCAGUAUGUUAACUUAUUGUUAAUAUCAUCUUGAUGCUUAAGCUGCGUGCUGUGCUGUAGUACAUACAGUAUUUGUUUCAAAGUAUCUUUAUUUGUAUAAAGCUGUUACUUGUACAAAUGGACCAUCUUUAAAACAUGGCCUUAGUUUUUUGGUUUUUUUUUUAUGUUGAAAAGAAAUGACACUUGAAAAAUGUUUGAUUUUUUUUUUUUCCUGCUAGAAAACAGUUGUACAAACUAAUCUUUUCCGAUCUUAUGUAAAUGUCUACAGAAGAAUUAAAUGUUCCUGAAAAUGUUCAUGGUCUAAAAUAUGUACUUUUUUCACAGACUGUCUGAUUGGUUCAAGAAUGAAUUUAAAAUCAGCUGCUGUUUCUGGGUGAGUCAAAUCUACAAUCUGGUGGUGGUAUAAAAUAAAAUAAAUUAAAAUGGAGCUGUAACUCGACACUUAUAAUUCUCUCAGCCUUUGUGCCUUUAAAUGAAACCAGUUCACCCCCAUCAUCUACGCUAUUGUAUUAACAGCAGUUUUAUAUUCUGUACAUGUCUGUAAAAAUGAACUGUGUUUUCAAUGUUUUUUAAAUAAAAAAUAAAUCUGUCAGA
This is a messenger RNA of Cynoglossus semilaevis (tongue sole), 4651 nucleotides long. RefSeq names its product solute carrier family 7 member 3a (gene slc7a3a). The transcript is spliced from 11 exons. Bases 1 to 1968 code for a protein of 655 amino acids. Gene Ontology annotation, cellular component: plasma membrane. Gene Ontology annotation, biological process: transmembrane transport; amino acid transport. Gene Ontology annotation, molecular function: amino acid transmembrane transporter activity. NCBI's taxonomy places the organism in Eukaryota, Metazoa, Chordata, Actinopteri, Pleuronectiformes, Cynoglossidae. The record is from RefSeq and is a predicted model, not a curated record.